Molecule: messenger RNA, 4947 nt
Organism: Aspergillus clavatus NRRL 1
Lineage: Eukaryota; Fungi; Ascomycota; Eurotiomycetes; Eurotiales; Aspergillaceae
Product: putative ABC bile acid transporter
Exons: 2
Coding region: 1-4947 (1648 amino acids)
Biological process (GO): transmembrane transport
Cellular component (GO): fungal-type vacuole; fungal-type vacuole membrane
Molecular function (GO): ATP binding; ABC-type peptide transporter activity; ATP hydrolysis activity
Source: RefSeq, a predicted model, not a curated record
AUGUCUCCCGCUGUUUCCAGCGCAGCAUGCGGUCUGUCCUUUUUGUAUAUCGUACUCCGAGUCGCAUAUCGCUUCAUCCUCGCUCGGAAAGGUGUCGCUUACAAAGUUCUGGUGAAUGAGGACGAGGUUGAGGAUGACAGUCACGUCGUCGGACCGGCCGAUGGAGAAGAGGGGGAGGAAACCGACCCGAUGUUAUUGAAGGCGACACAGGCCGAGCGGCCGCACCUGGAAAUCGAUCGUCCGCGCGGUGAAAUCGCUACGGUAGCUCUGGAAGUGGCUGCAUUAGUGGGUGUUUUGACCACGAUUGUCAUCGUAUUGGAUACCAACGCUUGGGGAGACAAUGGCACACUUCCAGCUGUGGGCAAGCUUGUUUCGUGGGGCUAUAUAAUGAUUCUGGUGCUAGUCCGCUUCACGCUCUCGACUUUGAACUUGCAAUCAACUCCAAGGCUGUGGAGCCACACGGCCGCUCUCUACGCUAUACAGUGGUUACUUAAUGUCUUUGUUUUCCGGUCUGCGGUUAUCCAUCCGAUCUCAAAACGUGCUUUAACCCUGAGCGCUGUCGAAUUUUCGCUGUCAACGCUACUAUUGCUCAUCGCCCUGACCACACGCAGAGGGAACAAGGCAGUUUGGGUGCAAUACGAGGAUGGACUGGAGCCGCCACGACACCCGAAGGCUAGCCUGUUGUCCCUGGUAACAUUCAACUGGCUCGAUCCUUUGAUCUGGAAGGGGUACAGCCAACCCCUUGAGCUAGAUGAUAUCUGGAACCUGACCACGUCGCAAAAAGCUGCUACGGUCUUGGAAGACUUUCGCCGUCAGCAGACCAAGGGCUCACUCGUCUGGAGACUCGGGCGCUAUUUCUACGGCACUUUGUUGGUGCAGGGUGCAUGGACUGUCUUUUCUAAUCUAUUUACAUAUUUGCCCACGCUCCUUCUCAAGGCCAUCCUGGAGUAUGUGGAGGACCCCAGGUCAACCACCGCCAACGCAGCCUGGCUGUACGCGAUUCUCCUAUUCUGCUCUGGAGCUAUUCAGGGUGUUGCUGAUGGACAAGCCCUUUGGAUUGGUCGAAAGCUGGGGGUCAAACUCCGUGCUAUUAUUAUUGGCGAGAUUUACGCCAAAGCCCUGCGGCGAAAAGCCGGUGCAUCUUUAGAUGCUCCUAAGAAGAAAACGACCGAAGAACCACCCAAAGACGGCAAGAAAAGUCGAAUCUUCUCCUUUGGUCGCAAGAAAAAGAAGGCCACUACCGACUCUGAGUCGGACACUCCAAACCAAUCGGAGGCUGAAAAGAUUGACCCAUCCAAAUUGGCUAACGUUGGAACCAUUAUCAACCUGAUGGCCAUCGAUUCCUUUAAGGUCAGCGAAGUGGGUGCCUACCUCCACUUUCUGUGGGCGAGUGUUCCAGUUCAAAUCAUCAUUGCUGUAACACUUCUAUAUCGACUCCUGGGAUUCAGCUCCUUUGCUGGUAUCGUCCUCAUGGUUCUCAUGCUUCCCGUUAACCUCUUCAUUGCCAAGGGCUUUGCCAGGCUGCAAAAUCAAAUCCUCGCUGGCACGGAUGCGCGGAUUCAUUCCACCAAUGAAGUCCUUCAGAACAUCCGAAUCGUAAAGUACUUUGCAUGGGAGCAGCGAUUCGAAGAUAUCAUCGAUGAGAAGCGCAGAGCAGAGUUGAAGUCACUACGCUCCCGCUACAUUUUGUGGUCGUUUGCGGCAACUGUCUGGUAUGGGACACCGAUUCUCAUCACCUUCACCUCGUUUUUCUUGUACACAGUUGUCGAGAAGAAAAAGCUAACCCCAUCGGUCGCCUUUCCGGCCCUUUCGAUGUUCUCUCUACUUCGCGUGCCUCUGGAUCAACUGGCUGAUAUGGUUGCUCACGUUCAAGAAUCCAAGGUUUCCCUGGACCGGGUAGAUAAGUACCUUCAUGAAGAAGAAACGGAGAAGUACAUUCAGUUGAGCAGAAGCGCCAAUCUUGACAUAACUCCGAAGAUUGCCCUGGAAAAUGCUACACUGUCAUGGGGAACUCCUCAAAAAGACUCUUCCAGACAAGGCACAACUGACAGUAGGGAGGCCUUCCGGUUGAUCAAUAUCGACGUGGAGUUCCGUGUAGGCAAACUUAAUAUCAUUGCCGGGCCCACCGGAUCAGGAAAGACGUCUCUACUGAUGGCUCUCCUAGGAGAGAUGAAGCUGUUGGAUGGAAACGUCCAUCUUCCUGGAGGUACGGCUAAUCGAACAGAGUUGCCAGUUGAUCCUCAAACCGGGCUCAUUGAGAGUGUCGCCUAUUGUGCGCAGGAAGCAUGGCUGGUAAAUGCCACAGUCAAAGAGAAUAUCGUGUUUGCAUCACCCUUUGACGAGCGUCGCUACAAGGCCGUCAUCAAAGCCUGUGCCCUGGAACGGGAUCUUGCUAUCCUCGACGCAGGCGAUCAAACCCUAGUGGGCGAGAAAGGUAUCAGUCUUUCUGGUGGACAGAAACAGAGGAUCUCCUUGGCUCGCGCUAUUUACAGCCGAGCCCGCCAUAUUCUGCUGGAUGAUUGUCUUAGCGCCGUCGAUUCUCACACAGCCAAGCAUAUAUUUCGGGAGGCUCUUACGGGACCUUUGAUGAUGGAUCGGACUUGUGUCCUUGUUACUCAUAAUGUUGCUCUGACUGUCCCACAAGCGGACUUUGUGAUUGUCCUAGACAAUGGCAAGGUUAGUGCCCAAGGCCGCCCCGAAGAUGUGGCAAGUUCAGGCGCCUUCGGCGACGAUUAUUUCAAAUCGGUCCCAGCUUCAAGAGCGAGUACUCCUCACCUAUCUCGCCGGCAAUCAGAUUCGGAAGAAGGGCAAGUUGAUGAUCAACCUUCUGCGAAUGGGAAGGUGAAUGGUUCAACAGGGAAGCAGAACGACGAGAAUUCCCAGUCCAAGUUGACAGAAUCGAAAGCCGUUGGCAGUAUCAAGUGGUCAACCAUUCAACUCUAUCUUCGGUCGAUGGGUCCUUGGUAUUACUGGAUCACUGCGGCACUUGUCUUUAGUCUGCAGCAAUUUGGCUCCGUCUCUACCAACCUCUGGAUUAGACAAUGGGCGAACUCUUACCAGAUCAAAGACAUUGAGUCGGAUGAUGCCGGUAAUUACGCUGCAGCAACAAGCCUUAAAUUUCCGUCCUUCAAUGCUGGAGGUGUUCCCCGGACUUCCAACACCUACGUUCCUCAAUUCAGCGGGCGGUGGACUGCCGCUACAGAUCGCGACGUGAAUGUUUCCUAUUAUCUCGGAGUAUACGCUCUCCUGGGCAUUGGCUACGUUCUUAUCUCCUUGUUUAGGGAAGGAGUUCUCUUCUGGGGCUCAUUGAACGCUUCUUCCAAAAUACAUCGGCGUCUUUUGGAUGCCGUGAUGCAUGCGAAAUUCAAGUUCUUCGAUUCCACCCCGCUGGGUCAGCUGAUGAAUCGGUUCUCUAAGGAUAUUGAAGCUGUUGAUCAAGAAGUCGCGCCAGUUGCGAUUGGUAUGCUUCAUUGCUUGGCGUCCGUGAUCAUGAUCGUGGUGCUGAUUUCCAUCAUCACUCCUGGGUUCCUUAUCGCGGCGAUCUUCAUCACAAUGGUAUACUUUGCCCUGGGCGCUGUUUAUUUAAACGCAUCUCGGGACAUGAAGAGACUGGAGUCAGUACAGCGGAGUCCUUUGUAUCAGCAAUUUGGCGAGACUCUGAACGGUAUUGUCACUAUCCGUGCGUACGGAGAUGGUCCACGAUUUAUCAUCGACAACCACCGACGUAUCAAUGCUUACAACCGUCCCCACAUCUACCUCUGGGCCAGUAACCGCUGGCUAGCAUUCCGUGUGGAUAUCACCGGAGCCUUGGUCUCCUUUUUCACGGCCACUUUCGUCCUGAUUAACGUUGGCAAGAUCGAUGCCGGUGCUGCUGGUUUAUCAUUGACCUAUGCGGUCACGUUCACAGAGAAUGUGCUGUGGCUGGUCCGUCUGUACUCAGAGGUCCAGCAGAGCAUGAAUUCGGUGGAACGAGUGAAGGAGUAUCUUGAUGUGGAGCAAGAAGCCAAGGCAGUAAUUCCAGACUCGAGACCGCCCGCUGACUGGCCUAGUGGUGGUGCUGUCGAUUUUAUCGACUAUACUACCCGGUAUAGGUCUGAUCUCGAUCCUGUGCUUCGAAAUGUGUCUUUUGCAGUGAAGCCUGGGGAGAAGGUGGGCAUCGUUGGGCGUACUGGUGCUGGAAAAAGCUCCCUCGCCCUUGCGCUCUUCCGUGGGCUCGAAGCGGAAGAGGGCAAGAUAGUCAUUGACGGGUUGGAUAUUGGCAGCAUCGGGUUACGGGAUUUGCGAGAGGCUAUCACCAUUGUUCCACAGGACCCCACUCUCUUUACUGGCAGUAUCCGGACUAACCUCGAUCCAUUCAAUUUGUUCAGCGACGAGCAGAUGUUCACAGCUCUGCGCCGUGUUCAUCUGAUUGGGCCAGAGACAUCUGGCACAGCAACCCCUGUCACGGCCAUUGCACCUACCAACGCAGAGGCUCGGCCGGCAAUAACCAACGGAGCCGGCGUGGGAGUCACUGGCGCUCAGGAUAAUAAGAACGUCUUCCGCAACUUGGAGUCUCCCGUUUCGGAGUCUGGCUCGAACCUCUCCCAAGGACAGAGACAGCUCCUUUGCCUAGCCCGUGCUCUUUUGAAGAACCCCAAGGUUCUGAUGAUGGAUGAGGCGACAGCCUCGAUCGACUAUAACACCGAUUCUAAGAUCCAAGAGACGUUGCGCGAGUUGCGGGACAGCACCAUUAUCACCAUCGCCCACCGCUUGCAAACAAUCAUUGACUACGAUAAGGUGUUAGUGCUUGAUCACGGUCGUGUGAUUGAGUAUGACCAUCCUUGGACCCUCAUCAAUAAGCCGGACGGUCUCUUCCGGAGCAUGUGCGAGAACAGUGGCAAUUUCGAGACCCUCCUGGAGGGAGCGAAGAAGGCAUGGGAAGCUAAACGUCUUGUCGAUGACUCAUAG